UUUUGACACCAACCAAAAAUUCACAGUAUUAAGCAUUGCAACGUGGUCUAACAUGAAUCUGCUUUCCUGAUUCCAGGAGUUCAACUCCUACUUUUCCGCUGACCGUACGCCAACUCUCCCUCCUUCUCCCAAAAAGCCAAAAACCUCAACCCCUUCCCUCCCUUUUAUCACACGCACUCACACGCAGUGAGAGGAGGAGAAUGGCCACCCUAGUUCAAUCUGGAAAAUGGAUUCAAAAGGGUCUAGAAAUCAUUAUAGCAGCAAUAAGUUGGAUGGUAUUUUUGUUCCUGGAUUUUCUUGAAGUUUUCAUGUGCAUUUUCUAUAGAUUGUUGGAUGAAUUCCUGGAAGGAAAAGCCUAUUCUUCAUGUUACUGCAUGGAAUUAAUGGAGGAAAAGGAGAAGACAGGUGAUUGUCAUCAUGUUGCUCAAGUAGAAGUUGAUGGAGAGAGUGAGCUGUCUGAAACGCUUCAUCGAAGGAGAAAUUUCUUUAGGGGCUUAUUGGGGUCACUUGGGAUUUCUUUGGUUCCAAAAGGAUGGAGAGAUGGUGAAUCAUUCUUGCAGAUGAGGAAUGGCACCAGGUGGUCUGAUUGUGGGUGUGAUUCUUGUGUUGAGUGGAUGAAAAAUGCUGAUGAUCCAAAGCUUCACGUUGUGGUCCAAGAACCACAGACAGAAAGAGCUAGCUGGGUGGACAGCAAAGAAAGGGAAGCCGAAAAUGUGAUAUUUUUGCAUGGUUUUCUCUCAUCCUCCUCAUUCUGGACAGAAACUGUAUUUCCUAAUUUAUCUGAAUCUGCAAAGCAAAAUUGCAGAUUGUUUGCUGUAGAUCUAUUGGGAUUUGGGAGAAGUCCAAAACCGAGGGACUGUUUUUACACCCUCAAGGAUCACCUAGAAAUGAUUGAGUACUCAGUGAUCGGUCCAUAUCAGCUGAAUUCAUUUCAUCUAGUUGCACACUCCAUGGGGUGUAUCAUUGCUUUGGCAUUAGCUGCAAAACAUUCUAAAUCUGUGAAAUCAAUAACCCUCAUAGCACCGCCUUACUUCUCUUCUUUGAGAGAGGAUGCUAGUAUGGUAGCACUUGAAAGACUUGCAGCGAAAAGACUGUGGCCACCUCUUUUAUUUGGUUCAUCAUUUAUGUCUUGGUAUGAACACUUAGGCAGAUGUGUGUGCUUCAUUAUUUGCCGAAAUCAUCAAAUGUGGGAAUCACUCUUGAAAUUCAUCACCAGGAGAAGGAAUCUACAUUUUACGUUUAUAGACUUGACUCGGCAUACUCAUCAUUCUGCUUGGCACACAAUGCAUAAUGUCAUAUGUGGAGGGGCUAAAUUAGCUGAUAAGUACUUGGAGACUUUGAGAAUGGCCAAAGUGAAAAUCAAUGUUAUCCAAGGCACUCGAGAUCAAGUAGUCCCAAUUGAAUGCAGCAUCAACAUUCAAAAGCAAGUUCAAGAAGCAGAGAUUGACAAGAUUGCCAAUGCCAACCACGGCAGUGUAGUUUUAGGUAGAGAAAAAGAUUUUACAAGGGACUUGGAACGUAUAUGGUCUUCUGUUGCUGAUCUGCAUUAGACGAAAAUGUGGAAUUAAUCCACCACUAACCCCCAUUUGUGAACUACUUUCUCCAGCAGAUGAUUUGAUUUUUAAGGAUUUACUUUCAUCAGUGUAGGGAAAUUUGUUUCAAAUGCCUAAACAAGGCAGGGUUAUUGGAUUUAGUGCAGAUUCAAAUUGGUUUUCAUGGCUUCAUGUGCCUUAUCUUCACUUGAAAAACAUGCAGGGAUCUUGUUGGCAA
Coffea eugenioides is the source of this 1770-nucleotide messenger RNA. Its product is annotated as probable lysophospholipase BODYGUARD 4. The coding region runs from base 201 to 1550 and encodes 449 amino acids. The transcript has 4 exons. Lineage: Eukaryota; Viridiplantae; Streptophyta; Magnoliopsida; Gentianales; Rubiaceae. The record is from RefSeq and is a predicted model, not a curated record.